Molecule: messenger RNA, 2577 nt
Organism: Lactuca virosa
Lineage: Eukaryota; Viridiplantae; Streptophyta; Magnoliopsida; Asterales; Asteraceae
Source: the annotation of a GenBank genome assembly
AUGAAUAUAAGCUCGAAUGACGAGAUAUUUGAUCCGAAAAAUAGGAGACAAAAUCUUUCAUCAAGUUUUAAUACCCGCGAUAGGGUUUACAGUAUGGACUUGAUUACUCAUUCAUCUCAGAACAGUUGUUCUACUGCGAUCAAUUUCAAAUGGAUGCUUCAUCAGGGUUUGAUGGAACACCGUAAAGAGAUUCUCCGUUACUUUGCUAAAAGGGGCAUUUCGGUCAUUUUCUUCCAAAGAAGAAAUAUGCUACAUAGAUUGGUUUCUAUCCUUGCCAAUUCAUUUGAUAAACAUGUGAAGCUUCUAAAUGACAUGCAUGUAUCUCAUGUACACUCGCCCGAAGAGGUAUACAACACUUUUAUGUUUUCAGUAAGGCAUCUCAUUAUUAUAAAAUCGGGUACAAUUAUGGACGAAUCUGUCGCUAUCUUUUUAAACAAAAGUCGAUUCGUUGUCAUUGAGUGCCCGUCACCAAGAUUCAAAAAGAUGAUGUUUGGUGUGGCUUCACUUAGCUCGGUCACCAACCAUGCCUCAAAUUAUGGCCCUUACACAGCUGAAGCAUUGGUGUUGGCAUCCUCAAACUUACAUGAAAAACCUCUGCACUUGUCAUGUGGGCUAUUAGUUUCUAAGGAUAAAUUUAUUCAGCCUCUAAGGAGACGUAAACGGGCACUUCCUUUGAGCUAUAUCGUCUCUGCUACUAGAAAUGGAAAUGAUGAACCUGAAAGCAGUGUGGGUGCUUAUGCUGCUGAUGAUCAAUCACACAUCAUUUCAGAGAGUAGUAGGAACUCUACUGAAAAUGAUUCAGAGAAGGGAAAUCUUCUGGAUAAAUUAAAGGCUGUUCACAUGCAUGCUUUAGCAAUGGAACAGUGGAAUGCUUCCCGACUAAAACUAUGUCAUAGACGACAUGCUGUUAGUGCUGCAAACCUGAUACAUUAUUUGGCUCUUAAAAGCCUUGAUGUUGACCAAUUAAAAGAUGAGGUCUCUUCUGUAGGCCUCCUGAACUUGGAAACAAUCAAUCCGUAUGUGAUUGCAGGAAUCCAGCUGUUGGAAAAUCUAAAAUCCAAAUCUUCAGAAAAUUUCAACAACCAGUUGACAGCAAGUAUGAUGAGAAAAAGGGUAAAUUCUAACCGGGAUUUUCUUAUGGGUCCAGUUGAAGACAAAAGAAGUCAUAUCAUGGUGACAGUUGGUGAAGAAGCCAUAACCAAUGAAACGUUCAUCAAUGAUAUUCUUAAGGCAGGGACCACAGUCGUGCGUAUCAACUGUGCCCAUGGUGAUCCAAGUGUCUGGAGUGAGACAAUCAGAAGAGUGAAAAUAAACUCUCAGAUGCUUGAGAAACCGUGUAGGAUUCUCAUGGAUCUGGCUGGACCAAAGCUGCGAACAGGUAGAAUGAAAUCCGGUCCAUGUGUCAUGAAAAUAUCUCCAAAGAAGAACGCAUCUGGAAAUGUGAUCAAUGCUGCUCAGGUUUGGGUGGCACAAAAAGGCGCUGGCUCGCCACCUGCUCAUGUGUCUCCAGAUGUGGUCAUGUAUGUGGACGGACAACAGUUUCUUGAAAAGCUACAAGUUGGCGAUACUCUUAGAUUCCGUGAUGCUCGAGGCAAACAAAGGUCACUCAAGAUUUCAAAGAAAUUCCCUGUUUUUAGUGGUGUUGGAUUCAUGGCUGAUUGUACAAACACCGCUUAUGUUGAGAAUGGAACAAAAUUAAAAGGGAACAAGAAAAGGGCGUUGUUUGGAUCUGUGGUGGAUGUCCCUCCUACUGAGACGUUUGUUAGAUUGAGAGUUGGAGACCUGCUGGUCAUAACACGAGAUGAUUUUGAACAACCACAGUUGACUUCUUCCAUGGUUGGUAAUGGGAGUCCUAGAGUGACUUGUUCCUCUGGGUAUCUGUUUGACUCGGUCAAACCUGGAGAGCCCAUUGCUUUUGAUGAUGGUAAAAUAUGGGGAGUGAUCAAAGGGACGAGUAUUUCAGAAAUAGUUGUUUCCAUCACCCGUGCCGGUCCACGAGGCACCAAACUUGGCCCACAGAAAUCCAUCAACAUCCCCGAGAGCAAAAUUCAGUAUGAAGGUUUGACUUCCAAAGAUAUUAUUGAUCUUGACUUUGUUGGCGCCCAUGCUGACAUUGUUGGGAUUUCAUUUGUUCGGGAUGUUGAUGAUAUUAUUCUGGUUGGGCAAGAAGUUAAAAAAAGGAAACUUGAUGGAUUGGGAAUUGUUUUAAAGAUUGAAACGAAAGAUGGGCUUAAGAACUUGCCUCUCUUGCUUUUAGAGGCAAUGAAGUUAUCAAAUCCUUUGGGGGUUAUGAUUGCCAGAGGAGAUCUUGCAGUUGAGUGUGGGUGGGAGAUGAUGGGGGAUAUUCAGGAGGAAAUCCUAUCGAUAUGCAGCGCAGCACAUGUUCCUGUUAUUUGGGCGACACAGGUACUUGAGUCCCUCGUAAAGACCGGUCUGCCUACUAGACCCGAAAUAACUGACGUGGCAUGUGGAGCAAGGGCUAGUUGUAUAAUGUUGAACAAAGGGAAGCAUAUUCUGGAAGCUAUUGCGACUUUAGAUACCAUUUUAAAAGGCAGUUGUGCCAAGAAAUUCAAAUAA